Calypte anna (Anna's hummingbird) is the source of this 11630-nucleotide messenger RNA. It is a transcript of the gene BPTF, whose product is annotated as bromodomain PHD finger transcription factor. Gene Ontology annotation, molecular function: RNA polymerase II cis-regulatory region sequence-specific DNA binding. The transcript is spliced from 32 exons. Gene Ontology annotation, cellular component: NURF complex. Gene Ontology annotation, biological process: regulation of transcription by RNA polymerase II. The coding region runs from base 204 to 9872 and encodes 3222 amino acids. The record is from RefSeq and is a predicted model, not a curated record. NCBI's taxonomy places the organism in Eukaryota, Metazoa, Chordata, Aves, Apodiformes, Trochilidae.
UGGCGGCCGGUGGCGAUCCGGAGCGGGACGCCGGCAAUUCGGAUUGAGCCCUCGGCCCUCACAGCUCGGCGGCCCCCCUUCCCCGGCCCGGAACCCUCGCAGGGGGGGGAGCUUCCCCGUAGCCGCCUGUCCGGACUCCGAGCGCCCUCCCGAGCCUUCCUUCCCCCCCCCUCCCUUCCCCCCCUCUCGGCCAGCGCCCAGAGAUGCGGGGCCGGCGAGGCAGGCCGCCCAAGCAGCAGCAGCCGGCGGCGGCCACCGCUCAGGCGAGCUCCCCGGCUCCGCCCGUCCCGGCGGGCCCCAUCGGGGGGCUGAGGUCCCGGCAGCGGGGCAGCAGCCGCGGCAGGUGGGCGACCUCGGCCCAGGCGGAGACGGCGGGGCCCAAGCAGAAGGGAGCCGGGGCUGCCCAGGCCUCUUCCCCCGCCGCCGCCGCCUCCCCCAGGGGGGGCAGCAAGAGGAAGGGAGGCAGCGGCAGCAGCAGCACCCCUGGUGGGGGAGGCAGCAGCGGUAAGGGUAGGGGCAGGGCUGGGGCUGGAGGAUCAGGGGGAGGAGGCGGAGGAGGCAGCUGCAACAGCCAAGGCAGGGCUGCCUCGUCCAGGAGGAGCAUCAGCAAAGUGGUGUACGAUGAUCAUGAGAGUGAAGAGGAGGAGGAGAGCAUGGUGUCCGAGGAGGAAGAGGAGGGAGACCCCGAGGAUAACCAGGACUCCGAGGAGGAAGAAGAGGAGGAGAUAAUGGAGGAGGAGGACGACGACGACUCUGACUACCCUGAAGAGAUGGAGGAUGAAGACGAUGCCAGUUAUUGCACUGAGAGCAGCUUCAGGAGCCACAGCACCUACAGCAGCACCCCAGGUAGGAGAAGACAAAGAGUGCAUCGUCCUCGUUCUCCAAUCUUGGAAGAAAAGGACAUCCCACCCUUGGAAUUUCCUAAAUCCUCAGAGGACUUAAUGGUGCCUAGUGAGCAUAUAAUGAAUGUUAUUGCCAUCUAUGAGGUACUAAGGAACUUUGGCACUGUUUUACGCCUCUCUCCUUUUCGUUUUGAGGACUUCUGUGCUGCUCUGGUAAGUCAAGAGCAGUGCACACUUAUGGCAGAGAUGCAUAUAGUGCUUUUAAAAGCAGUUUUACGUGAAGAAGACACUUCAAAUACUACCUUUGGACCUGCUGACCUCAAAGAUAGCGUUAAUUCCACUUUGUAUUUCAUAGAUGGAAUGACGUGGCCAGAGGUUCUGCGGGUAUAUUGUGAGAGUGACAAGGAAUACCAUCAUGUUCUUCCUUAUCAAGAAACAGAGGACUAUCCUUAUGGACCAGUAGAGAAUAAAAUCAAAGUUCUGCAGUUUUUAGUGGAUCAGUUUCUUACAACAAACAUUGCACGUGAGGAGUUGAUGUCAGAAGGUGUUAUUCAGUAUGAUGAUCAUUGUAGGGUUUGUCACAAACUUGGGGAUUUGCUUUGCUGUGAAACUUGCUCAGCUGUGUACCAUCUGGAGUGCGUGAAACCACCUCUAGAAGAGGUACCAGAAGAUGAGUGGCAGUGUGAGGUCUGUGUUGCACAUAAGGUGCCUGGAGUGACUGACUGUGUUGCUGAAAUCCAAAAAAACAAACCAUACAUUCGACAUGAACCUAUUGGAUAUGACAGGCAUAGAAGAAAAUACUGGUUCCUGAACAGAAGAAUCAUUAUAGAGGAAGAUUCAGAAAGUGAGAAAGACAAGAAAAUCUGGUACUUUAGCACAAAGAUACAGCUGGCAGAGUUAAUUGAAUGCCUAGACAAAGAUUACUGGGAAGCUGAUCUAUGCAAAACUCUGGAAGAAAUGCGUGAAGAAAUCCAUCGGCACAUGGAUGUGACAGAAGACCUCACUAAUAAAGCAAGGGGCAACAACAAAUCUUUCCUUUCUGCAGCAAAUGAUGAAAUUUUGGACAUUAUCAGAGCAAGAAAAGGAGAAAUAGUGGAAGAUAAAAAUACAGCAGAUGAUGAAGCAGAAAAGCCCAAAAGUGAUGCUGAUAAUGAGCAAACAGAUGCUGAGAGGGCCAAGGAAGAGUCUGGAGACCAAGAUAAAAUUGAGGAAACACCCACUGAGCAAGAUGAAGAAAAAGUGAAAACAGAAGAGGCAACAGUCAUUGGGGAUAAAAGUAACUCUGUGACAUCAAGCACUGAUGACAACAACACAAAUCCUUCUGCAGGAGAGAAUAGUUGCUCUGAAGGGAAGAACCCAGUGGGGUGUCAGUCAGAAAACCCUGAGAGCAACAACGUGGCAGAGAAGAAGGUGGCAUCUGAGCUCCCUCAGGAACUCUCAGAAGAAACUGGUGAGAUGAUCCCUAGCAACAGCAGCAUUGCACCUGCUGCACCUCAGUCAGAUGUUGAAAACAGCAACAGCAGUGAGCUGGGCUCUGGGCAGAAUGACUCCCUGAAGACACCUGAUGAUGCUGAAAAUGCAGAGAGGGGAUCCCAGACUUCAGAGGACACAGGAGAGAAAUCUAAUGGUGAAAGAAGUGAUUCUCCAGGUGCAGGGAAGGGCACGCCGGGUUCCACACGAAUGCUGACAAGAUUACGAAAUCCAGAUAGCAAGUUGUGCCAGAUGAAAAGCCAGCAGGUUGCUGCUGCAGCACAUGAAGCAAAUAAAUUGUAUAAAGAAGGCAGAGAGGUUCUGGUGGUCAACUCUCAAGGUGAAGUCUCUCGAAUGAACACAAAGAAAGAAGUUGUGAUGAAAGGAAAUAUCAACAAUUAUUUCAAGUUAGGGCAAGAGGGGAAGUAUCGUGUUUAUCACAACCAGUAUGCCACAAAUUCCUUUGCCCUGAACAAACACCAGCACAGGGAAGACCAUGACAAGAGACGACACCUCUCACACAAAUUCUGUCUGACUCCUGCUGGAGAAUUCAAAUGGAAUGGGUCUGUACAUGGCUCCAGAGUUCUCACCAUAUCCACCUUGAGGCUGACUAUUAUUCAGCUAGAAAACAACAUCCCAGCAUCAUUCCUCCACCCUAACUGGGCUUCCCACAGGUCUAACUGGAUUAAGGCUGUUCAGAUGUGCAGCAAACCCAGAGAAUUUGCACUAGCUCUGGCUAUAUUGGAAUGUGCAAUCAAACCAGUUGUCAUGCUGCCCAUCUGGAGGGAGUCCUUGGGGCAUACUAGAUUACGUAGAAUGACAGCAUUAGAAAGAGAAGAAAAGGAGAAAGUGAAAAAAAAAGAGAGAAAACAAGAAGAAGAAGAAACAAUGCAGCAAGCUACAUGGGUGAAAUACACAUUUCCUGUCAAACAUCAAGUUUGGAAGCAGAAAGGAGAAGAAUACAGAGUAACAGGAUAUGGUGGCUGGAGCUGGAUUAGUAAAACACAUGUCCACCGGUUUAUGCCCAAACUCCCUGGCAAUACCAAUGCAAAUUACAGGAAGUUGCUACCAACAAAGAGUGAAGAUGAAAAAUGCAACUUGGAUAAACGAAAAGGUCCAAGUAAGGUGAAAACAGAGAAAGACAGAACAAAGGAUUCUCAUGAUCUGCAAGCUAAAGACAAAGCAGAUGAUUCAGAAACCUUGGAGAAAGUGCAAGUGAAAGAAGAGAAGUCCUGUGAAGAAAAAGUAGAAGUUGAUACAGUUUCUGAAAACUCAGAUCAUGCAAAAGACAAAGCAGAAAAAGGAAUCGAUGGUGAAAAUGACAAAGUCAUCAAGGAAGAACCUAUGGAUGUAGAUGAUGAGAAAACUGAACCCUCUGGAAAAGAUGAGGAAAGUCACUGUAAGAGGGAUAUAAUCAAUGUCAGCGAGGGGUUUCAUUUAAGGACUUGCUACAAAAGGAAAGUGAAAUCAUCCAAAUUAGAUGGACUGCUUGAGAGGAGAAUAAAACAGUUUACACUGGAAGAAAAGCAACGUCUGGAAAGGAUGAAACUGGAGGCUAGUGCUAAAACAGGAGGCAUUCCAUCUGUAAGCCCCCAGAAGAACAUAGAUGAGCUACAAAUGAGAAAAAUAAAAGAAGGCAGCCAGUUUGAUAUGUCUUCCCAAGAUCAAAGCUGUAUUUCAAGUAAGACCCAAACUGAAGAUGCAGAACAGGACUGCUUGCCCAUCAGCAGCAUCUCUUGUACCAAACCCAGUGAGCCCUCUUUGCCUUUGACAGACAAGCUGUCAAAAAGAGAAGGCCAGCUACUGGAUGAAGACUCACCUCAGUCCUCUGAAGGGGAAAGCUCCAUUCACAAUGAUAGUAAAGAAAGCAACCCUGAUCCUAUGACUGCUGAUGGACAAGAGGCUCUUGAAGAGCCUGAGAAUUCAUUUGUGGAUGGCUUGAAACACACAAAUACAGAAUGGGAUGGUUCAGGAACGAGCCACAAAACUUUAAAACAAAAACUACCUACUGCCAGAGAAAACUUAGAGCCAGUGGUAACUGAAAGCACCUGUAGAAAAGACACUCUGGGUACUCUUGAAAAACCAGAUUCAGAAGGGAAUGCUGAACAGCAGAGCAAAGAUCCAGAAAACAAUUGUAUGCUAAAAAGCCAUAUUGAACCAACAUCCUCUCAAGAAAGUGAAAUGGAGGAAGACAUUGCUCCAGGAAAAACUGAAAAUAAAUCUGAAAACAAGAGUAUAAUUCCCCAGAAGUCAGUUAGUAAAGAUCUAGAACCAUUUACAACAGAGCUAACGUCAGAAACAAACCUUGAAAGUCAAUCUCAGGAAGACAUGGAGAAGGUAGAAGCUGAUGAGGAUUUACUGAGCUCUAAACUGACUGAGGCUAAUGGUCAAAAGAAAGGUCAGGACACCAGUACUGUAAGCAAAUACCUUGAUCAGACAAAUCUAAAUAGUGUUACUGACAAAAAGAAUAAUAAGGAUGAAGAAACUGAGACAAACUUAGAAAAAUCAGCAUUUCAAAUUAAUGGAAAAGACAGUGACAAUAAAUUGUUAUCAAAUGAUGACUGUUUAGGUAAGGAUACCUGUGAAGCUAAGACAGGGGGUGAUAUUGAACCCAAAGUUAAUAAUAUUAAUAAAUCCAUUCCAGAACAUGAAAUAAAACCAUUGACUUUCAAGGAAUCUUCAGUAAAGCCAUUCAUGAAUGGUGACAUCAUGGUAGAGGACACAAAGGACAAAAAUAAUGUGGACCCAAAGUCACAUCUGCAGAGUUCACCGGAGUUUGAAUCAGGAGAGGAUCUUCAGCCAGCAAAUGAGGUUCCUGAGUAUGUGCAAACAGCUGAAGAAAAGCAGCUUUCUCCUGAGAGAUCUGCAUUUGUUGGCACCACUUCUACACCUGCACAUGGUAUUUGUAAAGAAAAUAAUCUGAAUAGUGAAACAGAAUCCAUGGAAACUGAAGUAAUUGAGGAUAAGAAGGCUGCUCCAUCACCUGUAACCUCAUGUGAGGAAUCUAGCUUGAGUAGUGACUUUGCUGAUCAGAACGGUGUACAGACAUAUAAAGUGGAAAAUAUUAAUGGAGAAAAUAAGAUUAAAACUGUUAUUACUGAAGUGACUACCACGACAUCCACCGUGUCAACAGAAUCCAAAACUGUGUUUAAAGUUGCAGAAACUGUAGCUUCUACUGAUGAGAAAACAACAGUGGUGUCAUCUACAGAAAAUUGUGCCAUAUCCACUGUAACUACCACAACUACUGUAACCAAACUUACCACUCCAGCUACAGACAGUAAUGUUGAUGUCAUUUCUGUACAAGAGCACAGUAAAACAGUGGUUACAACAACAGUAACCGAUUCCCUGACCACCCCAGAAGGCACAUUGGUGACUUCCAUGACUGUCAGCAAAGAGUAUUCUACUAAAGACAAAGUGAAGCUGAUGAAAUUUGCAAGACCCAAAAAAACUCGUUCUGGAACUGCCUUACCAUCUUAUAGAAAAUUUGUCACCAAAAGCAGUAAAAAAAGCAUCUUUGUUUUACCCAACGAUGACUUAAAAAAGCUGGCCAGAAAAGGAGGGAUCAGAGAAGUUCCUUAUUUCAAUUACAAUGCAAAACCUGCCUUGGAUAUCUGGCCAUAUCCAUCCCCAAGGCCAACUUUUGGGAUCACUUGGAGGUACCGACUACAAACAGUGAAAUCCUUGGCUGGAGUGAGCCUGAUGUUGAGGUUGUUGUGGGCAUGUCUCAAAUGGGAUGAUAUGGCAGCCAAAGCUCCACCUGGGGGAGGAACUACACGUACAGAAACAUCUGAAACUGAAAUUACAACAACAGAAAUAAUCAAGAGAAGAGAUGUUGGUCCCUAUGGAAUCCGGUCAGAGUACUGUAUAAGAAAAAUUAUUUGUCCCAUUGGUGUACCAGAGGCUCCAAAAGAAACUCCAACACCCCAGAGGAAGGGACUGCGAUCAAGUGCACUGAGGCCAAAAAGGCCAGAAACACCCAAGCAAACAGGCCCUGUUAUAAUUGAGAGUUGGGUAGCAGAGGAGGAAUUGGAACUGUGGGAGAUCAGGGCAUUUGCUGAAAGGGUGGAGAAGGAAAAGGCACAGGCAGUUGAACAACAGGCUAAGGUUAGUGAACAGAAGAAGGCAGAGGAAUUCAAGGCCCAAUUGGAGGCUCAACUAAAACACCAACGAUUGGCUGCCCAGCAGAAACGUCUGGAGCAGCAGAAGCAGAUCCCUGCUGCAGGUGUGGCCCCUGCUGUCACUACAACCAGCAGCACUACAACUACUGUCUCAACACCACAGAAAGUUGUGGUAGGGCCUUUACCUGGCCCAGUCCCCACUGGAACCAAAGUAGUACUUACUACAAAAGUGGGUUCUCCAGCUACAGUAACAUUCCAACAAAACAAGAAUUUCCAUCAGACUUUUGCUACUUGGGUUAAACAAGGCCAGUCUUCAACAGCCACUAGCACAGCUGCCACUUCAGCCACAACCAUUGCCAGCACAGGGCAGACCUUCCAGAUCUCAGGCAGUCCAGUAACGAUGGCAGGGAAAGUGAUAACUAAGCUGCCACUCCCUGCAAACAGCAAGAUUGUUGCCGUCAAUGUGCCAUCAACUCAAGGAGGUGUUGUUCAAGUUCAGCAAAAGGUGUUGGGUAUCAUUCCAUCAACUACAGGUGCAAGUCAGACAUAUACUUCAUUCCAGCCAAGGACAGCAACUGUAACCAUUAGGCCAAAUACCACAGGGACAUUAGGAACAACAAGCACUUCACAAGUAGUGCAAGGGACACCACUCCGUCCUGGGAUGACAGUGAUAAGGACACCACUCCAGCAGUCAUCCCUUGGGAAAACCAUCAUCAGAACACCUCUAGUGGUGCAACAAGGUAUUCUUCCAGCCAGUCAGACACAGCAAGUGGUGACUCAAAUAAUCAGGGGUCAGCCUGUCUCCACAGCAGUUUCUAGUACCAGCACAGCCUCUUCCAGUGCUGGACAAAAGACUGUCACAAGUCCUGGAACACCUCCUCAGCAAAUGCAGCCACAAACCCCAUCACAGCCCCCUCGCCCACAGCAGGGGCAAGUGAAGCUGACUAUGGCCCAGCUCACACAACUAACACAAGGACAGGGUGGCAGCCAAGGAUUAACUGUGGUAAUUCAGGGACAAGGUCAAACUACUGGUCAAUUACAAUUAAUUCCUCAGGGUGUGACUGUAAUACCUGGUCCAGGACAACAGCUUAUGCAAGCAGCAAUGCCAAAUGGUACAAUUCAGAGAUUUCUUUUCACCCCACUACCAGCAGCUGCUACUACAGCUAGCACAACUACAACAACAGUUUCCACUUCAACCUCGGCUACAGGGGAACAGAAGCAGGCUCUACAGGCACAGCCAGCAUCAGCACUGCCCCCAGCUCAGCCUCAGAGCCAGCCCCAAGUCCAGCCUCAGGGGCAGAACCAGAACACGCAGCCUGUGCCCCCAGCCCAGCCCCAGGCACCCCAGCCAGCACUUCAGCCUGAACCUCAGACCCAGCCUGAACCUCAGACUCCAGCAUCUGUUGACUCUCCAGUCACACCUGAAGCACAAUCAUCUAAAUCUCCAGUUCAGUCUCCAGCACAGCCCCAGGCCCAAGGGCAAUCUCCAGUCCAAGUCCAGAGUCAGCAGCAGACUGGAAUCCUUCCACAAGGCCAGUCCCAAGUCCAGCCUCAGCAACCAGCUCAGGUGCAGACUACAACCCAACAACAGAUUCAGAUGCAGCCCCAUGCUCCCAUACAAAUUCAAGCUCAGCUGCAGCAAUCACAACCUCAGGUUCAGACUUCUGUCUCCACCCUUCCAACUACUCAAAGUUUAAAUCAGGUUCCUGUGCAAUCCCCAGCUCGUCCUCAGCUGCAACUUCAGCAGCCUCCAACAAAAGUUAUUACAGUGCCUCAGCUUCAGCAACAAGUCCAAGUUCUCUCUCAGCUUCAGUCACAUGUUGUGGCUCAGAUACAAGCCCAACAAGGCAGUGUGCCCCAGCAGAUCAAGCUUCAGUUACCUAUUCAGAUUCAACAAACUAGCCCAGUACAGGCUCACCAGAUUCAGAAUGUGGUAACAGUUCAAGCAGCUAGUGUUCAGGAGCAGCUGCAGAGAGUUCAGCAGCUCAGGGAGCAGCAACAGAAGAAAAAACAGCAACAGAUAGAAAUUAAACGUGAGCACACCCUUCAGGCUUCUAAUCAAAGUGACAUUAUCCAGAAACAGGUGGUUAUGAAACAGAAUGCUGUCAUAGAACACUUGAAACAGAAGAAGACAUUGACUCCAGCUGAGAGGGAAGAAAAUCAGAGAAUGAUUGUGUGCAACCAAGUGAUGAAGUAUAUUCUGGAUAAGAUAGACAAAGAAGAAAAACAGGCAGCUAAGAAAAGAAAGCGAGAAGAGAGUGUGGAACAGAAGCGGAGUAAACAGAACGCUACUAAGCUCUCAGCUCUGCUUUUCAAGCAUAAAGAACAGCUGAAAGCUGAAAUACUGAAAAAAAGAGCACUUCUAGACAAAGAUCUACAAAUUGAAGUGCAGGAGGAGCUAAGGAAAGACUUGGCUAAAAUUAAGAAAGAAAAAGAAAAAGCCCAGGCAGCUGCUGCUGCAGCCGCAGCCGCUGCAGCCGCUGCACCACCGCCGCCACCGCCACCUCCUCCACCACCACCACCCCAGCAGCAUGCAGCCAGCAUCACCUCCACCUCUUCUUCCACCUCCUCUUCCUCCUCCUCCUCCUCCUCCUCCUCCACCACCCUCCCCAUGGCUGUGUCCUCCCAGAAGAGAAAACGAGAGGAGGAGAAAGACUCGUCAGCUUCCAAGUCCAAGAAAAAGAAAAUGAUUUCUACUACCUCAAAGGAAACAAAGAAGGACACAAAGCUUUACUGCAUCUGUAAAACGCCUUAUGAUGAGUCUAAGUUCUAUAUUGGCUGUGAUCUUUGUACUAACUGGUAUCAUGGAGAAUGUGUUGGCAUCACAGAAAAGGAGGCUAAGAAAAUGGAUGUGUACAUCUGUAAUGAUUGUAAACGGGCACAAGAGGGCAGCAGUGAGGAAUUGUACUGUAUCUGCAGAACACCUUAUGAUGAGUCACAAUUUUACAUUGGCUGCGACCGAUGUCAGAACUGGUACCACGGGCGCUGUGUGGGCAUCUUACAGAGUGAGGCUGAUCUCAUUGAUGAGUAUGUGUGUCCACAGUGUCAGUCCACAGAAGAUGCCAUGACUGUACUCAGCCCACUCACUGAUAAAGAUUAUGAAGGUUUGAGAAGAGUGCUACGGUCCUUACAGGCUCACAAGAUGGCAUGGCCAUUCCUAGAACCAGUAGAUCCCAAUGAUGCACCAGAUUAUUAUGGUGUUAUUAAAGAACCAAUGGACCUUGCCACCAUGGAAGAAAGAAUACUGAAACGUUACUACAAAAAGGUCACGGAGUUUGUGGCAGAUAUGACCAAAAUUUUUGAUAACUGCCGUUACUACAAUCCCAGUGACUCCCCUUUUUACCAAUGUGCAGAAGUUCUUGAAUCAUUCUUUGUACAGAAACUAAAAGGAUUUAAAGCAAGCAGGUCCCAUAACAACAAACUGCAGUCUACAGCUUCUUAGAGGUCAGCGUGUUAACCUAACACACGAGCAAGAAUCUGGUUGUCUGAAAGUUUUUAAUUAAGAAGCCAGAUGUUUUUAGUCAGGUUAUCCUGACAAGACUUGACGUUUUUAUUGGUCACAACAGUCAAAAUUCUAUUCUUGGCUUAUUUUGUCCAAAGGACAAAGAAAUAAAAAUCAGCAGCACCACUUUCUUGUCAAGAUCAAAUUGUUGUACUAUUGUGGCAGAAGCAGGAAAUCUUUGUUUUGCUGGAGGAGAGAGAGAGAAAGAGAGGAAGAAAAAAAAGAUACAGUAAAUGGGGUCACGUUUAACUCCAUGGAAAUGCCACGUCUGUUCUUCAGUGAAGAAGCUGGUUUAGAGUCCACACAGAAAACUUUGACUGUAUUUAUUUAUUGUUGCAAAAAAGACGCUUUUUUAUUGCUGCCCUCAUUUGUCAGCUAAUUAUUUUUUCUUAUAAAAUCCAGCCCUGGUUACAUGUAAUCCAUUCUGUAUCUUAACAUGAUUCCUGUAGGUAAAAGUACAAGAAGACCUCUAGAUGUCUUUUCUUUCUAUGAAAGGAGCUGCUAUGUACACAUGUGCACACACACAGAACUGGGAAUCAACAAGGAGUUUAUCGUUCAUGGUAGAUAAAAAACAAAACAAUUAAGCUUGCAUAAAAGUUGGGCUAAGUGGUCAUGGACUACAGACUCUGUUGCCUUGGAUAUAACAGUACAAUUUGUCAUUUACUCUGCACCAGACUGAAAUGAGUAAAAUCUAUUUGAAGGUAUCUUGUUUGUAAACAUUUGUCAGAUUCUAAUUUUUUUUCUUUUGUAUUAAAAUUCAAAAUAUGGAUGUAUAUGAAACAAAAUAAAUGGAGAUCAUUGUUCUCCCCACAGAUGUAGGUGUCUGAGUGUGCACUAAUGUGUUUGUAACACUUUGGGGAUCUGUUCAGAUGUUUCAGUAGGGGAGGGAAGUGGCCAGGGAGAUCGGACUGGAUUUUGCUCCAGAGGUGGCGUUCACCACGUCUCAUCUUUAGCAGCUGUUAUCCCUUUAAAAGAUUUCUCCAGUGGUGCCAAAAUUACUGUAACAGAUAACACUGUAGGAAGUAUUUUGUGAAAUGUCACUGCCCACCACUGAAUUAAGUGAUAAUUUUGCCAAGUGCUGUAGGAAUGUAAAGCACCAAGUGUCAUUAGACCUUCACGAGGCGUUCAGGACUGCUCGUUGUUUCCGGAGUGAGGAGUGCUGUCAGGAGGGACAAACUGAAACCACAACCAGAUGCAGGUUGCAAACAACGUUGCUGUUCCUCCCCCUCUGUCACUUCCACUUCAUGGAUGUAAAUUAUUUACUCCUAUUGCCUGUCCACAGUUCAUCAGCCAUGGUUUGUAUGCAGCUCCUCAGCCAUUUGGCGAGCUUUUGCACUAACUCACAAUUAGCUCCUGGUCUGCAGCAAUUUGGGAUUUACCCAGUUUAUGGAUAAGCUCCUUUUGGGUUUAACCUCACACCUUGCUAUGCAAGAACCUCUUCUGUUAUUUUUCUUAAAAAGAUGUUGCUACUGACCACACUUUCUUACACUUCCAGGCUCAGGUGUACAGGUUCUUCUGGGAUAAUUUUGAUCUAAUGAACCCCGUGAUUUUUUUUGUACAUACAAAUGUUGUCAUUUAACCUAUCUGUGAAAAUUAAAAAUAAUUGUUCAAUGUGAAAACAAUUAUCCACUUAUGCUUCUUAAAGUUAAGGAAGAGUAGUUGCAUUUAUAGGUUAUGUUGUCCUUUGACAAAUGCUGC